Lithohypha guttulata is the source of this 993-nucleotide messenger RNA. RefSeq lists its product as uncharacterized. Gene Ontology annotation, molecular function: calcium ion binding; gluconolactonase activity. Gene Ontology annotation, biological process: L-ascorbic acid biosynthetic process. Bases 1 to 993 code for a protein of 330 amino acids. NCBI's taxonomy places the organism in Eukaryota, Fungi, Ascomycota, Eurotiomycetes, Chaetothyriales, Trichomeriaceae. The transcript has 3 exons. The record is from RefSeq and is a predicted model, not a curated record.
AUGGGCUCCCUUCUCAGAGGUGAGACGACUGGGCCAAAGGAAUCGCUUGAUGGCGGAGAUGCCUGGCACAAAUGCAGCCCUCCUAUGGUGCUUGGCGAAGCACCAAUAUAUCGGGCCAGUGACUCGACGCUGCAUUGGGUCGAUUGUCUCAGCGAACCAGCCGAGCUGCACAUCCUGAAGGUCAACCCAGAUGAUGGUGACGCAGAAGGAGUGCCACGAAUAUUGAGACUGGAAGACAGCGUCACUGUCGCCUUCUUCCGCAAAGGACAUCCGGGCUCUUACAUCUGCGCAUAUUAUCAAGGAGUGGCUUUUCUGGAUGAAAACACUGGCAAGCUGGAUGUUGUCAAAGAGAUUAUACCGACUGCAGAUCGUGACCUAUUGAGGUUCAAUGAUGGGGGUGUGGACGCUAGAGGAAGAUUUUGGCUGGCCGAAAUCGAUAAGAAGGCCAUGGCAUACGGGCCUAACAAGCUACCAUCUAGCUACGGUAAGCCGAAGGGUCGCUUAUGGCGCUAUGAUCCGGAUGGAAGCCUGUACCAGAUGGAGGACGGCAUUGUUUGCGGUAAUGGUCUGGCGUGGAGUCCAGACAACAAGACCAUGUACUUCAACGACUCCGUCGCGAUGAUGGUGUUUGCUUACGACUUUGACGUUGAGUCUGGGAACAUUUCAAACAAGAGGCUUCUGAUCGACCGAAGGUCGUCAUAUGGUGAGCCUGAUGGAAUGGUAGUUGACACUGAAGGUAAUCUCUGGAUUGCUGUAUUCGACUCACAUCGUGUAAUGGUCUUCAGUCCCCAAGGUGAACAUCUGAAGGACAUUGUAUUUACUGCCAAUAACAUGGCAUGCACUACUUGGGGUGGUAAGGAGUUUGAUGUCCUCUACAUUGCAACAGGUAGAGACAGAAGUGUCAGCGCUAAGGUGGACGACGAAGGUGGCCACCUAUUUCGCUAUAGACCAAAGGGCUACCGCGGGUAUCCCAAAUUCGAAUUCGCAGGAUAG